CAAAAUCGUUCGAUUUGUGAUUGUGAUCGGACUUCAAAAGACUUAUAAAAAAUGUAAUAAACAAAAAAAAAGGAAUUAUUUAUUAGAAAUUAUUUUCCAUAAUUAAAAUACAGUGACGGCAUUGUUUCCGGUGCAAAAAUGGGAUUUCUUACCAUUCUGAAGAAAAUGAAGCAGAAAGAGAAAGAGAUGCGGAUUCUGCUGCUGGGCCUCGACAACGCCGGUAAAACAACCAUCCUGAAGCGUUUCAACGGAGAACCGAUCGAUCAAAUCUCGCCGACGUUAGGUUUCAACAUAAAAACGCUGGAAUAUAAUAAUUACACCCUCAAUAUGUGGGACGUUGGUGGACAGAAAUCGCUGCGAUCCUACUGGAGAAACUAUUUCGAGUGCACGGAUGGUUUGGUGUGGGUGGUGGACAGUACGGACCGCAUGCGGAUGGAAUCCUGCCGCGAGGAGUUAUCGCUGCUGCUGCAGGAGGAACGACUAGCGGGAGCUACGUUGCUGGUGUUGGCCAAUAAACAAGAUCUGCCCGGUGCAUUAACCAGUAACGAAAUCAAAGAUGUGCUCGGGUUGGAGAAAAUCGAAACUCAUCAUUGGGCUAUUCAUGGUGUAAGUGCUGUGACCGGCGAGAAGCUGGUAGAAGCCAUCGAGUGGCUGGUGGAUGAUAUUUCUAAGAGAAUUUUUACGCUGGAUUAGUUGUGUUCUGUUCUUGAGUGAGACACAUUGUAAUCAUGAUGGUUUUAUAUUUGCUACUAUCCAGUCCAUGUAGUGUCCAACCCUGGUGUAAAUGCUGGGAAUAUUUUUCACGCCACAACUGUUGACGCCGAUCGAAACUAUUCCGAACUGUAUGAAACGGGGUUCAUCGAAGAGCAGCCCAACUGUUCCAAGGGGUCCCCCCGAAUCUCCCUUGCAGCUGUCCUUCCGUUCCGUUCCUCCCGCACACAGCUGACUCUCGCUGAGAGUUAUUGAGAGACUGUUUCUUUUCAGUAUUUGUGCGCAUUCGGCAUUUUCCACCCGUGGAAGAUAUGCCUUCAAGAGUACAUUCGAGACCGAGUUUGCUUCCGUCGUUCCCCAGCCUGUGAGCACGUAUUUGCUAUGCAACAAGUUUCGGAACUCACUGCUUGUAGGCAAGCAGAUUGGUUUAAUUUGAUCUGUAAUGAAGAAUGUUAUUGGUUUAGAUUUUUACUUUUAAGCUUUGAGGGUUUAAAGUACCAUUAAAUGUGACACUGGUUGCUAAGCGGAUAAGCCCGAUAUCGUUACUGUAUCUAGGCCGAUUGUAGUUCGGAUGCGGGAUUGCAUGUUCUACCAUGACAUCUUGAACUGGUCCCGCGCAGUCUCCAUCAUCUCCCUCACAAUCGAUGUCUGUAAUUUUGUUGUGCUCUCCCAGUCGAACAUGAUCGCUAAAACAAAACUAGUUGAAAUUCAAGCUCCGAAUGAUGCAAACGAGACUUACAGCUUGAGUUUUUUGUCUUGCAGACAAUGGGCCGCAGUUAGAACGUUGCGCUCGUGGAUCAGUGUACCACCGCAGCCAUCAACGAUUUCCAGGUUGAAAUCUUUAAACCGUAGCAGAGCCAUCCAGGGACACUCGAAGACUCCGGUUUCUUUACCGUACGC
Wyeomyia smithii (pitcher-plant mosquito) is the source of this 1611-nucleotide messenger RNA. It is a transcript of the gene Arl2, whose product is annotated as ADP-ribosylation factor-like protein 2. Gene Ontology annotation, molecular function: GTPase activity; GTP binding. The transcript has 3 exons. Lineage: Eukaryota; Metazoa; Arthropoda; Insecta; Diptera; Culicidae. Gene Ontology annotation, cellular component: cytoplasm; microtubule cytoskeleton. Bases 139 to 693 code for a protein of 184 amino acids. Gene Ontology annotation, biological process: protein folding. The record is from RefSeq and is a predicted model, not a curated record.